Exaiptasia diaphana is the source of this 3436-nucleotide messenger RNA. RefSeq lists its product as uncharacterized. Gene Ontology annotation, molecular function: protein binding. The transcript has a single exon. The record is from RefSeq and is a predicted model, not a curated record. Bases 290 to 1915 code for a protein of 541 amino acids. NCBI's taxonomy places the organism in Eukaryota, Metazoa, Cnidaria, Anthozoa, Actiniaria, Aiptasiidae.
UCGAUAUACACGUAGAAAUACAGUAACAGAAUACAUGAUAGCCAUAAUUACAAAUGGAUAAACGAAUACGAUGACUAUAGGUGAUAUCAAAAUGAUCAGCCAGUCGGAAUCUAUCUCAAAUUGAGAGAAAUCCAUCGAGAAACUUUGCUACGAACGAGACUUGAAAUUGAAGACUCUUGGUUGUUGAUGUACUUUGUGUGACCGCUGGUCAGCAGGAAGUGCUCUAAACACAAUAUAGACGUCAACAUUCUUAAAGUAUUUUCAAAAAUCACAGUAUCGCACCUUCAACAUGGAUGACAAAACUCUACUUGAUGGUAUUUCCUUGGAUAACCUAACUUGGACCGAUGAAGAAUUCACAUUAAGCGAUUUCGUCGAUAAAUUUCCUUUGCCGCAAAUCGUAAAAGUGCAAGAGGGUUACUACGGACCMGACGAAGACUCCUGUCUAGGAGCAGAUCAAAUUUUGUUCUUACAUGCCUUGAAGCAUACAGAGAAGGUUCAAGCUAGAGAUGUGAGGAGAAGGGAGCUGCAUAUUCCAUUAAACUGUUCUCAAAAGAUAGAAAUUCGUCCGUCAAACAUGAAAGCCAUUGAAAGUGUUUUUGACUUAGCGAAAGUAUUUACRAGYAAGAAAAUUCCUCAAUUUGUCCGAGURACGCAAGGCUACAGCAGCACUGAAGAUGACAACCUCUGUCUGAAUCCAGGUGACAAGCUUAAGCUAUUAGAAGUUGUUCGUGAACAAAAUGAAGAGUAUUUUAAAGUUGAAGCUCAAGACGGUAGUGGUUUUCCUCUUCACAUACCACUAAAUGCUUGCGCACGGUUUCAGCCAUUGACAGACGGGCGUGAGUACUACAUUAAAGAGGCUGUGGAUUUGACAAAAAUGCCUUUUUUCUUCCAAUUUAUCAAGCCUUUGAAUAUGAGUGAUACAGGUGAAGCGGCAGUGUUUAAUUCAAAACUKGGAGUACUUCGWGCAGAAAGGACCUACCAUGACUCUACAGUKGUAUGCACGACCAAGGAUGGAGAGAUUAGAACUGUGGUCACGUGCCCCAWGGACUUACAGAUCACCAUAACAGCAGCAAGUGGAGCUCUUGUAGGUGACAAGGAGUACAUGAAGGUUUGCAGAUUCUUUCAUGAUGGUGUAAGUUUGAAGAGAAUUGAAAACAUGGAAUACUUGAAUGUUUUUGCUUCAAGAGAUACUAUCCGAGAGUACCAUUACGAUGUACCCAAGACUCCCUCGUCACCAUCAGAAGAAGAGUUAACCACACGUGAUGAACAUGGUGUUAAUCUCCAACACAAUAAUAUUAACAAAGACAUCGACAACUUGUCAAGCAACAAAUUUGAUUAUGAACAGUUUAAAAGUAGCUUUGAUACAGCUGGCCAGGGUGAAGCUGAUGAUGAUGGAGAUGACUACGAAGACAUGACUGAAGAACCAUAUCAACAGCCAAGCUCUACAACCCCAGUACUUUACCUGGAAAAGCCAACUCCACCUCCAGUGAAACCCAAGCCUAUGGUCAAAGUCCAGGGAAGACAUCACAAAGAAAAUCCAAAGCCUGAAUCAACACCAUCCUCCAUUCAAGAACCAGAACCUGUAUAUUCAGUUCCACCAAGACAAGAGAAUGUCACACCAACAUCAAAUAUACAUCAAGAAGCAUCAACAAAUGACAAGAAACCUCAUCAAAAUGAAACAAMACCUGCACCAGAUACAGCCUCAAAUCAAAUAAAAGACAUGUCAGUUGUCGAAGUUACACAGUUCCUGGAAAAACACCAUUUGUCAGACUUUGUUGAAACAUUUGCAUAUAAUCAAAUUGAUGGGGAUAUGCUGGAAAGUAUGGAUUUUGAAAUGAUGGAAGCACUUGGGAUGAAUAAAUUCCAACAGAAAAAGUUAUCAAAACUUAUUCAGGGAUGGAGACCAAAGUGUUGAGCACAGUCUUGUAGUAUAAUAAUACCAUUAACAAAUUGUGCACAGUUUUGAGUUGCAUGUGCUCUCAUUGAGAUAGAUAGAUACUUUAUUAAAAUUUACAUUUGCAGCCAGUGGCUGAAUUGUAGUAAACAAAGUUACAAAGGAUGUGAUUAUUCAAGACACACUCUUGGCAUGACAAUGAAAUGUUCAAAACUCAAAUGGACCAAUGGCUGGCAAAAUGGAAUACAUUAAAGGCUCAGCGUAAUUAUUCAUGAAAGCAUGUAGUACUGAGAGAAAAAGCUCCCUAACAUAGCAACAGUCAUCACCGGAUUGGGACGAACCUCAUGAUAAGUUGAGAAAACAACAGAUAAUCUUCAAAACAACAAAACCAAACCUCUGGAUCCUAACCUAACAAUAGAAAUGGUGCUGAUCGGUACUGGAACAUUAAGGAAAGGCAUAUUUUUCCAGAUUCUUUUUGUCAUUUUAACUUUUUUAAGUACAAUAAUAUAGAAAAUUUUCUGUUUUUGAGCACAUUUCUUUUUUAGAAAAAGAAUGAGUAGUUUUUAAGAUAAUGUAGUUUAUUUGUAAUCUUGAGACCUUGAGGUUAAUCCGGGGGUUUGAAUUGUAAUAGUAUUAUUUUUGGCACUAUAAAUGUACUAAGACCUCCAUUGUAUUUUAGCCUGCAUUGUAAUGAGUAAUUUGAGUUGCAGGAAAACAAAUUACAACUCAAAAAAUAUACCACAUUUUUUGACAAUGAAAGAUGAAAAUCUAUGUAAGGUGUAUCAAAUACAGACAUUUUCAGUAUGUUACAGGUAUAAAGAUGAAGGAUUGAGUACAAUUAUUUGUACAGUACAGUCUACUUUGAUGAUUUUGUAUUUUGACUUUCCACAUAGCUUUAGGUUAUACUCAAUAUGAAGAAGUCAUGGUAACCACUUCUGGUAAUGACUUCAAGGUAAAACAGUAGAGUACAUAGACUAAAUCAAUAAAACUUGAAUAGUACCAAAAACAACCUAAAUAUUAUGAUAAUUCCCAUCAUUUUGUGCAGUAGAGAGCAUAACUAAAAGCAUGAAAAAGGACAAACCAAACAGUGCUAAAUAGUUGCUCAAUAUAACAUAAAUUAGAAGACAGAAAACAAGGGAGAGUGAACUCAAGUCAGUACACUUUAGCACUAUUYAAUAUUACUAAACUUUUUCAUGAUUUUAGUUUUUGCACUCUAGUGAUAAUYACCGCUUGACUCAUAGAUUGAGUGAAUGCACUGUUUUUAGCUUAGCACAAGAAAAAAAUUUCAAGACAAAACAAUUUUAAUAUUGCCUCAGUUUGAUAGUCAAGUCCUUUUGACAAAAUAUAAAAUUUACACAGUACAUUGCAUUGUAGAUUUAAAAGUUACAAAAUUCAACCUUUGUACCAACACUUUUCACAAUCAGUAAUAAAGUCUUGAAUAACCUAGGAAAUCAGAAAAAUUGUGAAUUUAGAUUAAUAUGCUAUGUUGAUGUAAACUAUAAUAUCAUUUUAAUUAUCAAUAAACCUCAACAAUCACCAUUA